AUGAUUCCCAUCUCGCUCUACGUCUCGGCCGAGAUGGUCCGGGUGGUCCAAGCCAAGCUCAUGGAGUGGGAUGUUGAGAUGUAUUACCCGGUGACUGACACACCGAUGAAGGCGCGGACGUCGAACCUCAAUGAGGAGCUCGGACAAGUACACUACGUGUUCUCGGACAAGACGGGAACGCUCACGUGCAACACCAUGGAGUUUCUCAAGUGCUCGGCUGGCGGCGUGUCGUACGGGCACGCCGUGACCGAGGCGGCCAUCGGAGCGGCCAUGCGCGAGGGCCGGACGCUCAUGCCGCCGCCGGACACAGAAAAGUUCUCCGAGGACGGGCUCUUCUACUUUGACGACCCGACCAUCCAUGAGAACCUCCGCAACGGACAUCCGACGGCACCAGUCCUGGAUGAGUUCCUCCGCAUGCUUGCCCUCUGCCACACCGUCAUUCCCGAGACGGCGCAGCCGAGCGACGGCGACGAGGCCUCGGGCUCUGAGGCGGUCACGCCCGGGCGGACAUCAUCGUCGGACGGCACCGGCCCGUCGGUGGCGGACACGACCAAGUACAUGGCGUCGUCGCCGGACGAGGGUGCGCUUGUCGAGGCCGCGCGCGGGCUCGGCUACAAGUUUGCGUCGCGGUCGGCGUCCGAGGUAGUCAUCGAGGUUUUUGGCAAGCCGGCAGUCUACACGCUCCUCCACGUCCUCGAGUUCAACUCGACGCGCAAGCGCAUGUCGGUCAUUGUCCGGACGCCCGACGGCAACAUCAAGCUCUACUGCAAGGGCGCCGACUCGGUCAUAUACGAGCGGCUCGCCGGUGGCCAGAAAGAGCUCAUGGACGUCACAUCGCAGCACCUCGAAGAAUUUGCGCGCGAUGGGCUCCGCACGCUCGUCCUCGCCGUCCGCGACAUUCCCGAGUCCGAGUACACGCCGUGGGCCGCCGAAUUUGUCAAGGCCUCGGCCACCAUCAUCAACCGCAAGGAAAAGGUUGAGGAGGUGCAGUCCAAGAUCGAGUGCGAGCUCGUGCUCCUCGGUGCGACGGCCAUCGAGGACAAGCUUCAGGACGGCGUGGCCGACACCAUCCAGAACCUGCUCCACGGCGGAAUCAAAGUCUGGGUACUCACGGGUGACAAGCAGGAGACAGCAAUCAACAUCGGGUACUCAUGCGCGCUCCUCUACGAAGGCAUGUCGCUCGUCAUUCUCGACGCCGACACGGAAGAUGCCGUGGCCUCGGCGCUCGACGACGCUAUCGCCAAGUACUCGGACUACGAGGGUGAUGUCGGGCUGGUCAUCGACGGCGCCACGCUCGAGCAUGCGUUGGCCGCGAGCAACGCGCCGCGGUUCCUCCAGCUCGGCAACCUGUGCAAGUCGGUCAUUUGCUGCCGCGUCUCGCCGUUGCAAAAGGCGCUUGUGGUGGGUCUGGUCAAGGACUCCGAGCCGGUGGUGACGCUUGCCAUCGGCGACGGCGCUAACGACGUGUCAAUGAUCCAGGCUGCGCACAUCGGGAUCGGGAUCUCGGGCAACGAAGGCAUGCAGGCCGUGAUGGCAUCCGACUACGCGAUCGCGCAGUUCAAGUACCUCAAGCGGCUGCUGCUCAUCCACGGGCGGUGGAACUACCAGCGCAUUUCCAAGCUCAUUCUCUACUCGUUCUACAAGAACAUGACAUUUGUCAUGCCGCAGUUUUGGUUUGCCCUCUCGUCGGCGUUCUCGGGCCAGACGCUGUACCACUCCAACUACAUUCCGCUCUUCAACGUGCUCUUUGCUGGCCUCCCUAUCAUCAUCCUCGCCUCGAUCGACCAGGACGUCAGCCACGAGUCGUCACUCGAGUUCCCCGAGCUCUACUUUGACGGGCAGAACAAGAAGGAGUUCAACGUCAAGCUCUUUGUCCUCUGGAUCGCCAACGCCAUCUUCCACUCAGCAGUCAUCUUUUUCGGCGUCCGCGGCGUAUACUCGGGCACGACGGCGGCGGCGGACGGGCAGCACAGCGGCGUGUUUCUUCUCGGCUCGGUCGUCUUUACUUGUGUUGUCCUUGUGGUGACCGGUAAGCUCGCACUGGAGAUCCGUAACUGGACGUGGUACAACCUUGCGGCAGUCGUUGUCUCGCUCGCCAACUGGUUCGUCCUCCUCAUCUUUGGCUCGCUUGUCCCGUCGCUCUUCCCGGAAAUGUACUGGGUUGCCUUUGAGCUCUUUGCGGACCCGCGGUUCUGGCUCACCUGCCUGGUUGUCCCGGUCACGGCGCUUGUGCCGGACCUGACGUACGCAUUCCUCUCCCGGCAGCUCGCGCCGCGGCGGGUGCACAUCAUCCAGGAGAUGCAAAAGUCCAAGAUCAAGGCGCACAAGAAGCUCCUCGACCGGAUGGAGGAGAAGAACAAGUCGGCGCUCGCGGUGGCGGCCGACCCCAACAAUACGCUCGCCUCCGGCUCGGCUUCGUUCUCCAAGGGCUUUGCCUUUUCGCAGGAUACCGGACAGUCGUUUGCCAUGGCACUCAUGCCUGUCCGCCACGUUGCGCACUGGCGCAACAUGGCGCGCAAGUCGUCGACCCGCAAAGGCUUACUCCUCAAUCAGGGCGGCCGGCCGGUAGUUAGCGCUCGCAGUGGCAAUGCUGGCGGCAAGUCGCCCAAGGCCAAGGCCGGGCGCGGCGCCAAUGCUUCGCUCUCCGGCGGACGGAGCGGGGGCGACGGCAAGUCCAAGUCGACGUCGACAGCCAAUAUGGCCUCGCUCGAGUCGUCGCGGUCGGCGGUCUCGGGCUCGGACGAUGGGCGGUCGCGUCGGCUCUCGUCGACCAACACCGGCGGCGGCGGCUCCCGCGCUGCUGCCGGUGGCCGCAUCUUCCGUGCCGGCUCGCCACGCAUGACCGAGUCUGCCGACACGAAGGACCGGUUGCGGACAACUUGGUUGGUCGUGGCUGACAACGUGCUGGUCGUGAACAGCUUGGUCGUGGCGAACAACUUGGCUGUGGCUGACAACGAGGCAUCGGCUGACAACUUGGUGGUGACUGACAACGAGGCAUCGGCUGACAACCUGGUGGUGGCUGACAACGAGGCAUCGGCUGACAACUUGCCGGCAGACAACGAGACAUCGGCCGACAACCUGGUGGUGGCUGACAACGAGGCAUCGGCUGACAACUUGCCGGCAGACAAGUCUACUGGUCUGAGCAAAGAGCAGAGCUAG
Molecule: messenger RNA, 3159 nt
Organism: Thecamonas trahens ATCC 50062
Lineage: Eukaryota; Apusomonadida; Apusomonadidae
Exons: 2
Coding region: 1-3159 (1052 amino acids)
Biological process (GO): phospholipid translocation
Cellular component (GO): plasma membrane
Molecular function (GO): ATP binding; magnesium ion binding; ATP hydrolysis activity
Source: RefSeq, a predicted model, not a curated record